Messenger RNA from Glossina fuscipes, 2184 nucleotides. It is a transcript of the gene alpha-Man-Ia, whose product is annotated as mannosyl-oligosaccharide alpha-1,2-mannosidase IA. The transcript has 7 exons. Bases 74 to 2098 code for a protein of 674 amino acids. Gene Ontology annotation, cellular component: endoplasmic reticulum; Golgi membrane. Gene Ontology annotation, molecular function: calcium ion binding; mannosyl-oligosaccharide 1,2-alpha-mannosidase activity. Gene Ontology annotation, biological process: N-glycan processing; carbohydrate metabolic process. Lineage: Eukaryota; Metazoa; Arthropoda; Insecta; Diptera; Glossinidae. The record is from RefSeq and is a predicted model, not a curated record.
AAACAAUAACUUCACGAGUGUUUUUUUUUUUUUUUAUUUUAGCUUAAAUCGAUGAUCUGAUCAUUUGUCCAUCAUGUGUAUGAAAAUUUCAAAGACCCCCGUGUUUUUAAUUGGAAGCAUAUGUUUCGUUAUCGUAUUGGUCGCUUUGUGUGGCAUCACUCUUAUUAAUAACAUAAAUUUAUCGAAUAUUAUACGUUUAAAUGAAAAAGUCGCUAGUGAUAGCGUAAUGAGCGGAAAUGAUAAUCAAGUGCAUGCGGAAUACGAUUAUGUUAAUCAUCAUCAUCCAAAAAAUAUAAAUAGAUUUGAACAGUCAACGUUUAACACAAAUGAUAGCAAAAAUUUUAAAACACCCACUACCACCAGUCGAUUAUUGACAUCAUCAUUAAGUCCAGCCGGUGAGACGCGUAAUGCCGCACAAAUACGUCAUGAAAUGUCUUCGUUGAAUAGUGAUGGCAGUUAUGGUGACACUGUCUCUAAUAAUUGGCAAACUGACAAAUUCUUAGCAAAUGAUAGAAAUGUUAACACACUAUUAGUGCACGAAGUGAUUGCUGUUAACAGUUCGUCUUCGCAAUCAUUAAAUAAAAUGUUAAAUGUAACAAAUAAUGUCGAUCGUCGAAACAAUGUCUCAAUAAUAGCAUCACAAUGUUAUCCGAUAAUUGAUAAAACUAUUUCCAUGAUCGAUUAUACGAGACGUGAUCGUAUUGUUAAGAUGAUGGAACACGCUUGGCACAAUUACAAGCUUUAUGCAUGGGGUAAAAACGAGUUGCGACCAUUGACGCAACGAGGACAUAUAGGCAGCAUAUUUGGCGCAAGUGAUUUAGGUGCCACGAUUAUUGAUGGUCUCGACACUUUAUAUAUUAUGGGCUUGGAAACGGAAUAUAAAGAGGGACGAGAUUGGAUUGAACGAAAGUUUACUUUGGAUAACGUUAGCGCGGAAUUGUCGGUAUUCGAAACGAAUAUACGUUUCAUUGGAGGCCUUUUAACUAUGUACGCGUUCACCGGCGAUGCAAUGUACAAAGAGAAAGCUCAACAAGUGGCUGAUAAAUUGCUGCCGGCCUUUCAGACGCCUACGGGUAUACCGCAUAGUUUGAUAAAUCCGAAAACUGGAAUGAGCAAGAAUUAUGGUUGGGCUUCGGGCAGCAGCUCAAUAUUGUCUGAAUUUGGAACUUUACAUUUAGAGUUCAGCUAUCUUAGCGACAUUACUGGCAAUCCAUUAUAUAGGGAACGGGUACAAACCAUACGGCAGAUAUUGAAGGAAAUUGAAAAACCCAAAGGCUUGUAUCCGAAUUUCUUAAAUCCUAAAACAGGCAAAUGGGGACAAUUGCACAUGUCUUUGGGCGCAUUGGGUGACAGUUUCUAUGAAUACUUACUAAAAGCUUGGUUGCAGUCUGGUCAAGCUGAUGAAGAGGCUCGACAGAUGUUCGAUGAUGCCAUGCUAGCCAUUAUCUCGCAUAUGGUGCGAACUAGUCGAAAUGGUCUAACCUAUGUAUCAGAUUUGAAAUUCGAACGCUUGGAACAUAAAAUGGAUCAUUUAGCUUGUUUCGCAGGUGGUAUUUUUGCCCUGGCUGCUAAUACACGUCAAAGUGAAAACACUGAGAAAUUUAUGGAAAUUGGCAAAGGCAUCACCAAUACUUGCCAUGAAAGCUAUAUACGCUCCUCUACACGUCUAGGACCAGAGGCAUUCCGGUUUGGAGAAGCUGCCGAGGCUCGUGCCUUGAAAUCUAGUGAAAAAUAUUACAUCCUAAGGCCUGAAACUGUGGAAAGUUAUUUUGUUCUAUGGCGUUUAACUCAUGAUCAAAAGUAUCGAGAUUGGGGUUGGGAUGUGGUACUGGCGUUGGAAAAACAUUGCCGCACCACUCACGGCUAUUCGGGUAUUAAAAAUGUUUAUCAGGAAGUGCCUCAAAAAGACGAUGUGCAGCAAAGCUUCUUUUUGGCUGAAACUCUUAAGUAUUUAUAUUUAUUAUUUUCUGAUGACUCGCUGUUGCCGUUAGACGAAUGGGUCUUUAACACGGAGGCUCAUCCACUACCCAUUAAAGGCGCAAAUGUUUAUUAUCGCCCAGCGUUAUCGGUAUCAGGCGAUGCGACAAAUGCCUCCUAAGAACAAAACCAAAACAUUAGUAGAUAUUGAAUUUAUUUAUAAGUUUAUUGUAUAUUUUUACAUCUCUUCAAUCUCUUUCUCCCCCU